Messenger RNA from Xenia sp. Carnegie-2017, 3529 nucleotides. RefSeq lists its product as uncharacterized. The transcript has 13 exons. Bases 1064 to 3163 code for a protein of 699 amino acids. The record is from RefSeq and is a predicted model, not a curated record. NCBI's taxonomy places the organism in Eukaryota, Metazoa, Cnidaria, Anthozoa, Malacalcyonacea, Xeniidae.
UUAAGACUUGUGCAGAUGACUUUCUUUGUUCGAAUCAUUACUUUAGCUAUUACUCACGGUUAUACACAAUGUCAAUCCUCGGAUACAGACUAUCCGGCGAACAGUCUAAUUAAAGGCCCGUUCACACGAGCCGAUUGUUCCGAUUCCGACUUUUGGAUGAUUAUUAAGACAGUCCGAUAAUUUUGCUGAUAUUUACAUUCGUUUAGAUAUAAAAAGUCAUGCGAGCAGCUAUUUGUGCUAUCCAGUACAUUUAUCGAUAUGUUUUUCGUAUUUUUGUUCUUGUUUCCAAGUCUUUUUCAAAUCUAUGUAACUUGACUAGUCGGCUUGCUUUGAUUAUCUCGGAUGAAAAUAGAGCAAGUUCUAUUUCCAUCCGAUUUUUUAGAUUUACAGAUCCGACUAUCGGAAGCUCAAUUUAUACGUGUUCGGUGUUCACACGAAAUUUCACCCUUGCCAUUUCACCUUUUGCCAAGGUUUUCAUUUCUUUGGAAAUUUAAUUUCAUUGUUCUUGCAAUGAGUGAACACGAUGAUGUUGCAUUGAAGAAAAGAGAGUUGACCUCGCUCCACCAAUCAUUAAACUAGCUACUUUGUAGCUUCAUGUCCAUGCAAAUGUUUCUUGUGCCAUGCACAUCAUUGGUGUGUCACCAGUGGUACUUGAUAUGCGUGCCGAAGCAUGAGGUAUUCGCCAAUGAUAUGCCAAAAACGUACAAAUUUUUAAGUCGUAUUAAAAACAUUGUUCAAGUAAUAUCGUUCGCGGUUCUGUCUAAUGUUGUUCAAGGCUACAGUUUCACUCGCUUACAAUGAUUGCUAUUUGCUAGUUUUGUUUCAUUCCACUUGAGCAAAUAUUUAACGAUUGUUUUGCUUGUUUAUUCAUACAUACAAGAGUUAAACAUCGACUGGCUUCGCUAACUCGGCUGUAUUGCAUUUUCGACGUGUACAUUACAUAUUGCUGUGCAAUCCAAUGGAAAAGAUUUGAAAUUGGUAUCAGUCACGCUGCUUCACUUUCAUUUCUCAAUCUUUACUGUUCAUCUUCUUGUACUGUAGCGACAUCAAAUAAUAAACAGUAAUGGCCAACGUUGUCGACGAUUUCUCUGGCAACACGAGCGUUAUGAACGAUCUUCAAGUCAACAUAAUUGAUCAGGAAAAGCUUCUUCGAUGUCCACUGACGAAUCAAUUUAUCAAAUGGAAAGUCCCUGAGUCGAAUGGCAACGAUUUAUCUAACUGUUCACAAUGGGUUUUGAAGUUGCAAAUAUUCCAUCCCUACAUCGAUAUUUCGAAUUCAACAAUAGCGACGUGUAUUCAAGAUAACAUCAUGACUCGACAAGUUCACAUGGAAAGAGUCAAUUAUUCCGAUGGAACGAAUCUAAUUGUAUCACUGACAGAUGUUCUGAAGGAUAGCGUUCACAACUAUUUGUUUGACCUGGUCCUAUAUUUUCAUCUUGACGGGUUAAGCUUUGUCGUGUGCACUUUCAAAAUAAAAGUUUUUCAGAUUGACGUUGAAAGCGGCGAAAUCAGUCAAGAUGAGAUUAGUGUACGCUUCAAAAAGCAACUUUCCACAGGUCCUCAUAAAGGUCGUAAACAAAGGCUCGAAGACAAGGAUUUCACUUUUACUUGUAAGUCGAACUUUGCUCUCGAUGAUUGCUGCUGUCAGGGUUACGUGAAACGCGUGAAUGACCAUGCAAUGGUUGGAAAACCUAAAGCUGUCAUUGGUUUAACCAAGAUCCCUUUAUAUUUGUCUUUAAACACGAUGGAAUCUGCGAAUGAUGCGGAGAUUUAUGUCUAUAGCGUGACGGCAAAUUUAGACCCGGAGGAGUUUUAUAAUUGGAAUGUCGGGAAAGAACUGUACAUGUCUGACCAAUCAUCACCUGACAAUAACAUAUUUGUUUUUCGAAUACAAAUUUCGAUAGAAAACCAAUGUUAUUGGAAAGACGUGUAUCGAUUCAGAACCAAAACGAAAGAAAACCGUAAACAACAAUAUAUAUCAGCUAUCAAGCUUGAAGCACAGCAGGCUCAUAUAAAAGACCUGCAAAUCGAACGACUGACAACGUGCAGGGGAGACAUCGCGUAUUCUUGGCAGUUGAAUAACGAAUCAGAUGAAUCGGUCGAAAGAUAUGACGAGGGAGAUGUUGUCGGAAUAUUUCCCAGCAAAGAUCGUGAUAAAACAUAUCUUGACUUGCUAACUCCCAUAAACUACAACGGCGCUAUUUUGGCUGGUGUGAUCACAAGAUCGUACUACAUUUCAGCUAACACACAAGAUGAAACGAGUAACCCCAGUGAGAAGAUAUGCAUGAUGGGUAAAAUCCCAGUUAAGGUUUACGGUGCUGUAAAACAUGGCGAAUUCUUGUUUGCAUCCAAUAAAUUACCGGGAGUCGCUGUUACCGAGAAACAAUUUAAGGCCGACAAUGGAAACCUCCGUCAAAAGCGCCUUCUCGGAUAUUCCAUUGAAGAGAGUACUUCGAGCGAGGUAAAAAUGGUGGAUUGUAUUGUGUCUAUCUUGCUUUCGAUAAGUAAUGAUCAAAUCGAGAACAUCCUCGCCAAACUGGAAGAAAAGAUGGCCGAGGAUUUUGAAAGGAAAAUGGACGAGUUUCGUGAUGACGUCGACAUCCAAAUGGAGGGCAUGGCGCAGAUCGUCUCGAACACGCGUGAUUAUGUUGCACAUAAAGGAAAAGAGAUCUCUCGAAGAAAUUAUCGGGUGCUAAUAGGCAUUUUUCUAUUUUUCGUCUUUGGUGCACUGUGUUCAUAUUUCUUUCUAUCUCCUGGCUCGCCCUACGUCAGAUGGGUGUGUCGUCAUGGGUCAUUACCGGGCUCCAUAAAAUUUAAAAUCACAAACAAAAACGACGAGAAACUUACCCGGAUGGAAGGAAUAUUAUUUGACGUAUCCGAUCUGAUGAACAAAAUCGGCAGGAAUUUCCCAUUAAAAAAAAAUUUUACCGGUUCUUAUUACUACAACUAUCGAAAAUGCAAGCGAAAUAAUCUUCGCAAGGUCCUCGGAUGGUUCAGCAAUCCUCCUGUGUACUCAAGAGCUCAGAUCUUUGCCGCAUCAUGUGAUUGUAAAAAAAUAUUUUAUAUUCAUCAGCUUUAUUAUUGGGUGGAAUACAAAGAUAUAAUUGCACGGCAAUGUUUCGGGCAAAAAGAUCCAGUUUGCAAUAUGACUCAAUCGGGUUAACGGCAUGUUACACGGCCUUUUUAUAGAAAUAGAUUAGAAGCAUAGGCACUGUCAAGAGAGUGGGGGUCGGAGAGUAAUAAGCUCUUUGUUUUUACAGUAAAAAUCAUAAUAUAGCAUAUGUAAGAUUGAUUUUGGACGCCUUCCCGGCUUCCCCCCCCCUUAAACCCUGCCGGUGGUAGUUUUUGAAGUACACUGCCUGCUAGACCAUAAGUAAAGUUGCAACAAGAAGUAUCUUUAUACCACGAUGGUUUGCGGUUGAGCUCGAGAUCAGACGUCAGUAUCCUAUACGCUAUCGCUGAUUUUCAAAUACUUCUGGUUUGACCAGUGUCUCUGUUUUUGUAAAAUAUAAAAAUCACUUUUUACCAA